AUGGGCCUUGUGAGCGCGAGACAAAAUAUUAGACAAAGAUUUGAUUCAAAUUACAGUUACGUUAAGAAUUUGAUCACGUCGAUAAAAAAUAGCAUACCCUUACUUAUUCUGGGUGCGAUAAGGUUGUCGAGCGUUAAAACUUUUGAUUACCAAGAGCACAUCACUGAGUAUGGAAAACAUUGGAAUUUCUUUUUCACGUUGAGUCUUCUUCCACUAAUCGCAAACGGCUUUGCACCAAUCAUUGAUUUACUUUCGCCAAUAGUGACAGGAUUUUUAAUAAUGUUAUUAUACGAGGUUGUUUUGACAAAAUUAGGGUUGCUGGAAUACAUUCUCAAUUCGCAACGAGAGGGCUUAAUCGGCAUGAACAAAGAGGGACUUUUUUCUUUAGCAGGAUAUCUUGCAAUAUACUUGAAUGGAAUAUCUCUUGGAUAUACCAUUUUGCCCCUUUUCCCUACCCGCGAAAAUUUGCUGAGAGUCAGUGGGUCCAAAGACGAAUGCCUGAAUAAUAGAAAGAUCCAUGCGUUCUCAGUAUCACCAACCAAAGGGUUGUUCAUUUUAGCAACUCUUUUUCAUGCCCUGUAUUACGUACUGGAUACAUGCUACCUUUAUGGAGUCUCUCGAAGAAUGGCAAACUCCUUAUAUGUCAUUUGGGUUUGUGCUUACAAUUAUACAUUCUUAUUUGGCUAUAAGCUUGUUGAGAACCUUGUAUGGGGAGAGCCCCGAUACGAACUGACACACAGCGAAACCAGAAUAACAGUCGUGAAUGAUUACCGUGAUAUGAACUGUGUCCCCGUGUGCCUACGUGCAGUGAAUUACAACGGUCUGACUAUAUUCAUACUGGCGAACGUGCUUACGGGCCUUGUAAACCUCACCUUCAACACCAUUGACACGAGCGAUACCAUUGCCCUAAUUAUAUUAAUUGCAUAUUGCGCCGUACUUUCCACAGUUGCGUUCUUUUUGUACACUAGAAAGAUACACAUUAGAUAG
Molecule: messenger RNA, 987 nt
Organism: Ogataea parapolymorpha DL-1
Lineage: Eukaryota; Fungi; Ascomycota; Pichiomycetes; Pichiales; Pichiaceae
Product: Protein involved in the inositol acylation of glucosaminyl phosphatidylinositol (GlcN-PI)
Exons: 1
Coding region: 1-987 (328 amino acids)
Biological process (GO): GPI anchor biosynthetic process; protein localization to plasma membrane
Cellular component (GO): membrane; endoplasmic reticulum
Molecular function (GO): glucosaminyl-phosphatidylinositol O-acyltransferase activity
Source: RefSeq, a predicted model, not a curated record